Molecule: messenger RNA, 2076 nt
Organism: Desarmillaria tabescens
Lineage: Eukaryota; Fungi; Basidiomycota; Agaricomycetes; Agaricales; Physalacriaceae
Product: fungal-specific transcription factor domain-containing protein
Exons: 8
Coding region: 1-2076 (691 amino acids)
Biological process (GO): regulation of DNA-templated transcription
Molecular function (GO): DNA-binding transcription factor activity, RNA polymerase II-specific; zinc ion binding
Source: RefSeq, a predicted model, not a curated record
AUGGACUAUACAACGUCCAUAGCUUUCAGAACUUCGUCGUCUGCCCCAGCUUCCUCUAACGUCUCACCAUCGCUCUAUCCCGUAUCAAUGGCCCCAGCACCCGAGGAUCGCGAAUCACCCUCUUUAAGCAGCAGCAGCAGGGGAACGCCAACUUACAAUACCGUUGAUUUGCCACGCACUCCCUCUGCAAGCAAAGGUGGUUGUUGGACGUGUCGGCUGCGACGAAAAAAAUGCGACGAGCAGCGGGAAGGCGACUCAUGUCGCACUUGUGUACGUCUAACCAUUGAGUGUUUAGGCUGGGGUCCAAAGCGACCGGAAUGGAUGCGCGAUAAGCAGGCCGUCGAGGCAUACAAGGCAAAUAUCAAGGCAAAGCUUACUCGUGCUGGUCUCAUCCGGGGGCAACCCCGGACAUCCAUGCUACAAGCACAAGCAACCAAACCCGCCCCACCGUCGCGGCCGUCCACUUUCCAUCGCCUUUCGGCACCCUCUCCCAAGACAUCUGAAAAAUCAUCGAGCACGGCCUCAUCAUCACUGACUCUUGACGCCGACCUCCGACCCUUUGAUUAUCGUUUUGAUCAAUCUCGCAUGGGUGCAAUAUCCGGGAUGGCCGGUGACGGCUUUCACCAACUCCCGGCCGCAUCCUAUAGUGAUUCUAACGUCAAUUCCAUGGAUUUCGGCGCGCCGAUGUACCAGUACUCACCGCAAUCUUCGUCAGUCCACAGUGAACCCUUAGACUUCGAUAUGGGCUUGUAUGUUGCAACACACAGUAGCGACCAAUUUGAUUUCAACAUCCGCCCCCCAUCCCCCAUACAAAGUUUCCCUCUACUUGCCGGCCAAAACUCCAUCCAAGAGAGCCACGUCAUGUAUUUCUUCGAACAUGUCAGAAAGACGAAUAUUCUUUUUUCCAGCAACGCGCUCACGAAUCUUACGUAUACUAUGAUCGUACAAGAACCCCGGGGAGCAGUCACCAACGCCGUCUGCGCCUUAUCAAGUCUCCAUUUCACACGAAUGCGUGUUGCGCAGGGCUUAGAGGCUCCGGAUCCCAAUCCGGAACACUCAACAGCGCAAUAUUUCCAUGACGAGGCCGCCUUUCAACUCGCUAGUGGAAAGCAGACGAAAUCACGUCACGACGAAAGUGAUGUCCUCGCCGCGUUGUACCUGCUAUGCUUUUCCCAGAUGGCCGGAAGCACAGUUGACUGGCUUCCCAUGCUGGCCGUCGCCUUGGAAUGGAUUUCCCAGACAGGUCUUCCAACUGCUGAUAACCCCAAGCUUGUCUUGGCGAAUAUGAGUACAUCCAGUCAAUUGAUCGUGAAAUGCACAAUGUGGAUGGAGAUCUUUGCAUCAUUUACGUUGAUGAAACAACCCAAGCACCUGGCACUGUACAGAUGUCUGCUUGGGGAUCAGAACGGAUUUUGGGGGCACGAAUGCCGCGGACUCCACAUGGAAAACUUGACCGGAUGUCCUGACGAGGCGAUGCUCGCUCUUGCCGAGAUAUCUGGGCUGGCCCAUUGGAAGGUAUCCGAGCAAGCGAAGGGAUCCCUGAGCUUCCGUGAACUUGUGCGGCGCGGCGAUGACAUAGAACAAAGGCUGCGAAAUCGGCAACGCGAACCGUCGAAUUUUGGCGAACAAACACCGUUACACCCGAACCUGAUGCAAGCGACCAUGUCUGACGCAGGAGUGAUAUCCUACCCGGACGAGGUCAUGCAUUUGGUCGGAAACAUCUUUCGAGAAAGUGCAGUGUUAUAUCUUUAUACCAUAAUCAACGAAGACAAUCCAGCCGUGCCCGAAAUUGCCGCAUCGGUUAAUACGAUUACACAGCUGCUCCAUCAAUUGGCGCCCUCGGAGAUCGAUCGAACUUUGGUAUUUCCCAUGUGUCUGGCAGGAUGUAUGACAGACAACUCGUCACAUAGAGAGUUCCUAAAAGCAAGACUGCAAUCACAGGAUGAGAGCAUCGGAAACUUGUUGCGAACGCGAUUAGUGAUGGAAGCCGUAUGGCAAAAACGCGAUACACGUGUUGGCUCAAGCGAGUGGAGAGAAAACCUCCGCGAACGGUGCCCUAAUUUGCUCCUGAUAUGA